AUAAAAAGACUCCCUAGGGAAUAAGUCAUAAAACAGGAUACAAAUACAAUAUUAAUAUUAAUGAGAGGGUUUUGGUUAUUGUGUAGACCCCGUGGUAUCCUCGGAUAAGUGUGUUUAUUUCCUUCAAAUUAGGGAAAGUUUAAUAAUUUGAAGUUUCUUGUUCAAUGAACAUAAUCAUUUAGUAGUUCGCCCUGUUCAAAGUUUGUAAACAAUCUCAAAAGUAAUUUCAUUAUCGCGUUGGAAGCCAUUGAAAAUUAUGUGAUGAGCUUGACCGACAUAACCGCAAGUCAGCGAAGCACAAAGCCCACCAAUCAGCGCAAGAAAACAGGACCACCUCAAAAGAUGAAUAGCGAAUUCCUAAAGAAAGUGAGCUUUUGACCCCAGGGCUUGAAUUGAAUACUUUUGAAUAGAUUUUGACAACGUUUUGUUUACCGUACUGUGAAGGCAUCUCAAGAGUAGCAAAUGUGCUGUUUUGUCGGCGUGUGGAAAAAGAAGAUAACGUAGACUGUCGGCGGACUCGUGCGAAUCGUCUUCUUUUUCUAAGCAGUCUUUAAGAAGUGUGAAAAGGCUCUAAUCCAUGGAUGAACAAACCCCAUGUUUGGGAUAAACGAGAUGAGCCUAAAUGAAACCUGCUUUGACGGCUUGACAAAUACUUCAACAGUCCAUCGCUGUAGUACUACGGACACGCCACCUCUCAGUCCCCUGACGAUUGGCUUGAUCCUGGAACCUGCCAUUGUGCUUGUUGUUUUGGGGAAUCUUCUUGUAUUGGUAUCUUUACGUUGUCAAAGAAACCUCAUAGUUACCGACGUAUUAUUGUUUUCGCUAUCCUUGGCGGAUUUUGUGGAUGGAUUGAUCCCCCUUCAGAUCGUCAUAUUUAUGAAUUAUUUCGUCCAGCAGCCUUGGGCUAAGAGUCUGUGCGACGCUUUUGUUAUCAUUGUCAACACCAUGCGUUUCGCCUCAGCUGGAACAGUUACUAUCAUCGCCCUGGAAAGAACAUUUUUAAUCGUCUCCCCUCUAAAGUAUCACACUACUGUCACAAUUUCUAAAGCCAAAAAGCUCGUUGCAUUGCUAUGGAUUAUUUCAAUAUUUUUCGGUAUUUUACCAUUCUUGAACGUUGGACAUUCUGGCUAUCACGAUGGAAAUUGUCUAUACCAAUUGUACGAUUUGGGGACGGAGUACGCCAUCGUAAUACUCGCGUUUUCCUUUCUCUUACUCGCCGUGGUCUUAUCUUGUUAUGUAGCGGCUAAAUUAUCUAGUCUAAAGUUCAUCAAACGGCAAAGUGACAUGGUGGAAAAACUAGCCUCUGAUGCCUCCAAGCUUGCGCUAGUCAUGGGAGUAGCGAAAAAUGACAGAACAAAGAGAAAGAUUUCUCCGAAACACCUUGCCAAAGUACCCCGUUCUCAGGGCGUCAUAGAAGUGAGAAAACUCACAAUCAUGCUGGCGGUUGUGAUUAUUCUGUAUUACAUAAGCUGGCUUCCAAUAUUGGUAAAUAAUAUUGUGACGCUCAUUCGGAAUGAAGAGUCGCCCCACUCGCUUGUACUAUUCACGGGAAUGAUUUCUUUGUUGUACGCGCUUUGUAACCCUUUCCUUUACGGCAAGAUGAACGCCCGCUACAGACGCGGGUAUCAACACGCUGUUGGCUCUGUACUUGGGCUGUGUGGCCUCCGACCCGCGUCGUGGAGAAUCCGAAAAAUAAGUAGAACAUCAUUCCCCAGUCAAGCCGAGUUUUCCCUCACAAAACAACGGAUCAGCACAGUCACACAACCAGUCAUGAGUGCGCUUGCCCAAACUACCGACAUCGCUGGACAAGUCUGCUUCAGUGGGCGCAGGAACGCGGGGUAUGACGAGGACAAAACAAGUUUACAGUCAAACAGAAGCGACCUGUCAGAAGACAAAACAAGUUUACAGUCAAACAGAAGCGACCUAUCAGAGAAGGACGAUGGUGUAUUUGAUACCUACUUGUGAACAUGGAGAACUUCAAAGAAGUCUCGAAACGAAGCCAUCAUCUUCUUUACCGGAAAAGAGCCCAUUCCAGUCAACACCAGCAAAGCAUAGUUUAGAAGCAGUUCUUCCCAGUGCAAAUGAAGUCGAUUGUUUCAUAUUCAUUUUGAUGCAUUUGCAUUUGGCACGGAACAUGAAAGAACGGCUUCUAAACUAGGCCUAAUAGUAGGCGUACUUUUUUCUUCUUCUGUAUUUAUAACUUUUCCACCCAAUAAACGAAAACGGAGAAGUGUAGACUUAA
This is a messenger RNA of Nematostella vectensis (starlet sea anemone), 2242 nucleotides long. RefSeq names its product histamine H2 receptor. Bases 595 to 1965 code for a protein of 456 amino acids. Gene Ontology annotation, cellular component: membrane. Gene Ontology annotation, molecular function: thyrotropin-releasing hormone receptor activity. Gene Ontology annotation, biological process: G protein-coupled receptor signaling pathway. NCBI's taxonomy places the organism in Eukaryota, Metazoa, Cnidaria, Anthozoa, Actiniaria, Edwardsiidae. The transcript is spliced from 3 exons. The record is from RefSeq and is a predicted model, not a curated record.